CUCCUCAUUCUCCUCCUCCCUGUUUCUGUCUGAGGCGACACGCAGAGGAGCAGAGCUCAUCCUGAGCGCAGGAGUCAGUUUGAAACGGGACUUCAGACGGUCAAACUGUGGAUGCUGCAGCACAGGAAAUGCCUUGUGGACUCUUGUUAGUCGUUUAGCGAUUUGACUUCUCUGGGGAGCCCUUGUUUAUGUGAACACCGAGCGCGAGAGGGGGAGAAAAGUCCGUGGAAUAACUGAGGGCAUCUAUAGUGCGCCGGGAUGCUCGGGAUAAGACAUUUCACUUUGACAACAGCGGCAGUAGCUGUGCUGCUGGCAUGUGUGUUGUCCUUCAACGUGGACCAGAAUAAUGGUUUGUCGUUCAAUGGUCCGGUGGAGGAUAUGUUUGGCUACACAGUCCAGCAGUUUGAGAACAGUGAGGGGAAAUGGGUCCUGAUUGGAUCGCCGCUGUCGGGCCAGCCAGCCAAACGGACAGGAGACGUGUACAAGUGUCCUGUGGGGACGGGGGACAACACAUGUGUUAAACUGGAACUGCCUAAAAACACAACCGUUCCCAACUUACAUGAAGUCAAGGAGAACAUGACCAUGGGAACCACGCUGGUGACCAAUCCCAAUGGAGGAUUUCUGGCCUGUGGUCCUCAGUAUGGCUACAUGUGUGGGCAGCAGCAGUACAUCUCAGGAGUUUGUGCGAAUGUCAGCGAUUCCUUCCAGAUCCUCAACUCUGUGGCACCGGCUGUGCAAGAGUGUGCAAAGGAGCUUGACAUCGUGAUCGUUCUGGAUGGAUCGAACAGUAUCUACCCCUGGUCCAGUAUCAUCGAUUUCCUGCGACGUUUCAUUGAGAAAAUUGAGAUCGGACCUAAACUCUCACAGGUGGGGAUAGUGUCCUAUGGUGAGACUGUUACUCAUCGUGUCAACCUGAGCCAGUUCGACAACACUCGUGCUCUGCUGGAUUUCGUUGAAGACCUUCCUCAGCAGACCGGCUUCAAGACUAUGACUUUCCUUGGCAUCGAUACUGCCAGGAGGGAAGCUUUCAUGCCGGAGCGUGGUGCACGACCCGGGGUGAAGAAAGUCAUGGUGAUUGUGACUGACGGAGAGUCACACGACUUCCAUAAUCUGGACAAGGUCAUUGGAGAGUGUGAAGAUGAUGACAUCGAGAGGUUUGGCAUUGCUGUUUUGGGAGACUACAAUCGUCAGAACAAAAGUGCAGAAGAAGUGCAGAAGUUUAUCAAGGAAAUCGCAUCCAUCUCCAGUCAGCCAUUACAAGACCACUUCUUCAAUGUGUCUGAUGAGGUGGCGUUGUUGAGCAUUGUGGAUGCUUUGGGAAGCAAGAUUUUUGCCUUGGAAGCUACAACCGGCAAUUUCACCUCCUCCUUUGAGAUGGAGAUGUCCCAAGCUGGCUUUAGCGCACAUACUUCGAAGGAUGGUGUGUUACUGGGAGCAGUGGGAGCGUAUGACUGGAAUGGGACUGUGGUAAUGCAUACUGCUGGAGGAACAAUUGUUCCAGGGAAGACCGAGUUCUAUGACCCAGAGACUGAGGCCGGGUACGAAGGACUCGCUGGGUAUCUUGGCUAUGAUGUUCAGUCAGCAUCCACCCCUGAUGGAGUGCUGUACAUCACAGGUGCACCGCGGUACAACCACACAGGCCGCGUUGUUAUUUACCGUCUGAAUGAAAAGAACAACAUAGUCAUCUCACAGAUACUGAAAGGAGAACAGAUUGGUUCCUACUUCGGCAGCGUCCUGCAGACCGUCGAUGUGGACCGUGACUCCUUCACGGAUAUCCUCUUGGUUGGAUCUCCGAUGUACAUGGGCACAGAAAGAGACGAGCAAGGACAGGUCUACGUCUACAAACUUAAGGAUGGCCAGUUUGAGCACGAAUUCACUUUAAAGCCAAUCAAUCAGUCCUGCUGUACUGCUCACUCCGCCACCUGCACCAAUAAAAAUGAACCAUGUGGCGCCCGGUUUGGUACGGCCAUUGCGGCAGUAUCAGAUCUCAACCUUGACGGGUUUAACGACGUGGCGAUUGGCGCGCCUUUUGAGAAUGACCACCGAGGGGCCGUUUACGUCUAUCAUGGAGAUAAGACAUCACUGAAGGAGAAAUUUGUGCAGCGUAUCCCUGCAGGUGGGGAUGGUGAAAAAGUAAAAUUCUUUGGCCAAUCCAUACAUGGAGUCAUGGAUCUCAAUGGAGAUGGGAUCACAGAUCUCUCCAUAGGAGGUCUGGGAGGGGCGUCACUAUUCUGGUCGAGAGAUGUCGCAGAACUCCGUGCCAACAUGACUUUUGACCCCGCUAAAAUCAACCUGCAGCAGUCUCAGUAUCAGUGUGAACAUGGCGGACGCAAAUCAGUGUGUGUGACAACUGAGGUGUGUUUCAUCUACAGUGUCAAAUCUGACAAUCAAGAUGUACAAACUGAUGCAGCUAUCCGCUACAGUCUGACUCUGGAUGCUCUGCGUGCCAAAGCCAGGGCCUCCUUUAUUGACUCGGAUGACAAAAGUGAUCGUAAGAUUACUAGGGUCUUCACCAUCAAAGACAGAGAGAGACAAUGUGUGCAAGAAACCUUCAUGAUGUCGGCCCGGCUUGACUUCCGAGACCCUCUCAUGGUGUCUCUGGAGUUUGGACUUGCUGAAGACAAAGGCCCCGUCCUGGACGAAAGCCUACCUAGAUCCAUCAAUAAGACAAUUCCCUUAGUGGACUGUGGAAGCCAUGAGAGGUGCAUCGCUGAUCUCUCUCUCAAAGCAAAGCCAAGUGUCAAUAGAAUGACGAUCAUAUCGAACAAAGACAAGUUUGACGUGAGCAUCAACGUGAGAAACAGCAAAGACCCUGCAUACAACACCAAAGUUAUCCUCAGCUUCACUCCCAACAUCAACUUUGUCAAAGUGGAGCCGGAAAAGGAAUGCACUCUGAAUAACACAAGAGUGGAGUGUGCUGUUAGAUACCCCUUCUUGGGAAGCAAUGAAGAGGAAGAUUGCAAAGUCAAAUUUGAGGUAAAUCCCAAGCAUAUCCAGGACGUCAUUCAGAUCAACGUGACAGCUACAAGUGACAGUGAAGAGUGGAAUUCAACACUGCAUGACAACACGGUGCUAAUCUCCAUCCCUGUAACGUAUGAAGCUGGACUCAUAUUCUUAGUACGGCAUGUGGGUGAUUCCAUCAUAGUCAAAGAGGGUGAAAAGUUUCCCAGUGUCUUCAAUGAGACCAGGAUGAUCGGAGAGGAGGUCAACAUCAGCUACACGGUGGAGAAGUCAGGUGAUAUGGUGACUCCACCCCUCGACCUUACAGUGAUGUAUCCUCACCUGUCCCCUCGGCAGAAUAACUUAUUGUACCUGACACAUGUCACCACCAGCCCACAGGUGAAAUGUAACGCAGCACAAUGGAUCAACCCUCAUAAAAUUAACCCAGAAGUUAUAACUACCAAUCCAAAGAAAGAAACUCUCAGUGUCUUCCUGCUGAGCUGUGAAAACCUCUACUGUGCAUCCUUCAGCUGCUCCAUCCCCGAGGCUGCGAUCAGUCAGGUCAACGUUACAUUCAGAGUGUGGAAACCUACAUUCAUCGAGGGGGAGUUUUCCAGUCUAUACAUGUCGGUGAACGCCACACUGGGGAUCAAAAACACAAAGCUGUUUGAGCUGAACAGCAACGACAGGACCAGAAGUGUGAAGAUCCACGUUUUGAAGGAGACUAUAGGAGGAAUCCCCAUUUGGAUCAUCAUCAUCAGCAUCCUGAUAGGACUGCUGAUCUUAGCACUUGUCAUCUUUGCCCUCUGGAAGAUGGGCUUCUUCAAGAGAAAAUCAAGGGACUACUCAAAGGAGGACAUGAUGGACUGAGCUAUCCAAACAUCCAGCAGCAAGCAGCUCUGUGACCGACUGCUUCCUGAGCCAUCAGGUCGCACAAAGUGACAGGCAGACUUUUAAACAGACAGUCGGACGGACGGAGGAGACGCCAUAAGACCCAAAGACACCUCGGCGCUACGAUGCAGAAACGACCUGGGAAACGUGUCCACCGUGUCCUGCGCAGGCCGCAGUCAAAUACUGUUUGCAAAUACUUCCAGACACUUGUCCUUUGAUGCUACACUGGGGACACUGGGGCUGUUCAGAUGGUCUCACACAUAGAGAGCGCUUUCUCUUACCGUGUUUGAAGUAUUUGCAGACACUAUUUGUUCUAGAUCAGCUUCUUUCUUGUAGAUAUGCAGAAUACACCGAGCAGUUCAAGAAGAGGAACCCGGGAGGACGAAGAAACCAUCACUUAACAGGCAUCUGUUGGAAAAGUAGCAUAUAUCUGUAUUACAUACAGCAGUUCUACAAAAUCAGAAGAGAUUCAACAGCUGCACUCCAGCUUUAGAGGAAAAGAAGUACUCAGGUUUUUCUGUAUGAAGAUCAAAUGUCGCCUAAGCCACCUCACAUACUUUCUAAGCCGUUACAGCAACAAUGUCCAAAGGUCUAUUCGCUUCAGUACAAUAUGUGAGCUUGUGUUGGAGCAGCCUGUCUGACAGCUGAGACUCUUGUUUUAAAGCUCAUGUGCUUUAUUAGUUUUAUGAAAACACUGUACCUUUUAGCAUUUUAUAGCAUUUUGUUUUGGGUAUUUUUUUUUUUUUUUUUGCUGAAUUUUAACAGUAUAACAUGGCACAUCCUUGAUUUAAAAAAAAAGUUGGCUUAAGACACUGACCUGAACACAUUUAUUUUUAAGCAAAUGUGCAGCCAGUAUGUUUUUAUUUUUUUAAAUCUUAGUUAACCAAUGCAAAAGCAAACAAACAAAAAAAAUCUUGUCCGGACUCCGAUGUUAAAUGUUUGUACUAAGUUUCACUGAGGGAUACAGAAAGCUGCGCCUUCAAAAUCCAAAACUUUGAUUGUACUGUAAAUAUACGUAAAUGCUCAGCUAUGUAAAGCUUUAAACUUGUACAUAAUUGUGUUUGCUAUAAUUCAUGUAAUUUAAGAGAUGUUAUCCAUAUUUUUUUGUGAUCAGUGGUCAGAGAACAUGACUUUGCUCAGGUGCUAUAAUUAUCAUGAAUGAUGACAUUAACAUUUGACACGUAAGAAAGUGAUCUGGCCUGUCUCGCAAUUUCAAAGCUGUUGCAAAUAUGUAAAUAUUGUUAUAUUUUGAUGAGAAAAUGAAAGUAUGAUUAUUCUGUACUGAAAAUAUACAUGAAGAUGAGGGUUGUAUCCACUACUUUGGCUUUUGUUUGACUGAAAGUGAUGUUAAAAGCCUGAAUGACUGUGUUGUGAGGCUUUCACAUUAUUGAGACAAGAAACGUCUGUAGCAUAUUUUGAUUUUAACCUUUUUAAUUUGCAAAAUGGAAGGUUAAAACUCCUCCCAGUGUCACCAUUCGCCAGCAGCGGCUGGUAAAUGGUAUUCACUGGUAGGCGUAUUAUAGUGGAGGGCAAAUUACACAUGUACACAAAGCAUAAAGGCUCAAUAUCACCCUGUAUGCGGUACACAGUACCAGUUACCAGUACACAGUUAUUCUUUUAGGUUUUCUGUGUUUGUUUCCAGAAGUUGCACAGCUACACAAUGUGUUAAAAGAGAUUAUAUUGUGGAGACCGCUUUUCUGCCUCUCCCUCGACUUUUUUUUUUCCCUCACUGACAUACAAUAAAGCUGAGGGAAGACUGCAAGAAGAAGAAGAAGAGGAGGCAGCUUUUUAAUACUCCUCAGCUCUCACUCUCCACUGUUGACAAGAAGCACAUGUAAUAAAUUGUAUGUACAGAACUGUCGUAUGGCUACAUCAGGCUUAUGCACGAGGGCAGAGUCACGAGUCUUGCUUUGCUCACUGGAGGUGGUCUGGGAUUGUUUUCUCAGAUUUUUUAUCUCUGUUGAUGUCUGAGAAAGCAGAAAGUGAGAGUCGUGAGCUCCGCCCCAGCCUUCUACACUGCUGUGAAGUCUUCACUGUAAUGCACUGGUUUGUCAGACUGUAUGUGUAUCAUCAGCACAGAAAUUAACUGAAUCUUAUGUACAAAAAUAAAGACUUUUUACGAAAAA
Plectropomus leopardus (leopard coralgrouper) is the source of this 5957-nucleotide messenger RNA. It is a transcript of the gene itga1, whose product is annotated as integrin, alpha 1. The record is from RefSeq and is a predicted model, not a curated record. NCBI's taxonomy places the organism in Eukaryota, Metazoa, Chordata, Actinopteri, Perciformes, Serranidae. Gene Ontology annotation, cellular component: integrin complex; external side of plasma membrane. Gene Ontology annotation, biological process: cell adhesion mediated by integrin; cell-cell adhesion; integrin-mediated signaling pathway. Gene Ontology annotation, molecular function: integrin binding.